Messenger RNA from Paracoccidioides brasiliensis Pb18, 225 nucleotides. RefSeq lists its product as uncharacterized. The coding region runs from base 1 to 225 and encodes 74 amino acids. The record is from RefSeq and is a predicted model, not a curated record. The transcript is spliced from 2 exons.
AUGGGCCACACACAGCUCGUAUCCACGUCUCCCUGUUCCAGAUUCAUGCCGAGGUCAAGCUCCGACCUGCUUCCGCGCGGGGGUGAAGCAGCGAAUUCGGAGCGCCAACCAAACAUUCGUCGCAAGCGCUGGGCACGCACUUCCAGAUCGCGAGCCAGCAUCGCGAAACCGAUGAAUAGGCUCGAUUGGAUCAAUGACAUCGAAGGAACCGUGGGGGAACAGUGA